Messenger RNA from Gasterosteus aculeatus aculeatus (three-spined stickleback), 3660 nucleotides. The record is from RefSeq and is a predicted model, not a curated record. Lineage: Eukaryota; Metazoa; Chordata; Actinopteri; Perciformes; Gasterosteidae.
UACACUGGAAGUGAUUGCAAUGGGGAAGAAAAGUCCAUCAAGGAGUGGAUAACCUCUACCAAAAGGAUGAGACCAUCUCCUGAGAACAUUGCAUCUAUCAAAAUGGGCAUGGAGAAAACCUACACCACCCGGAGACUCUGGAUUACAAGCAAAUCGCCAACCGUGGCUGAGGUUUUCCAGCAGUACCCUCGCUUUGUGGACAUGCCAUACUUGACUGGAACAAGCAUACCAAGCCUUCUAGCGGGAUCUCCUGAGGAAGCAGUGGGAGUCCACCAGCCCAAGCUGGUGUGUUUAGGGCACCCCAGGACAGUUGCUCAGUACGUCAUCAUUGCAAAGAACGACAAUGUCGCCAUCCCCCUUCAAGACGAAGGUUUGACAUGUGCCAUUGACAAACUGUUCAAAGUUUUCUGGGUUUGCAACAUGGCAUAUCCUGCCCAACUCGAAUCAGUCUACAGUUUCCUUGAGUAUGUUUAUGACAUGCCCAUCUCAGGUGGGAAGAGAUCUAAAGUUGUGGAACUUUUUGCAAAGCUCCAGGCAUUAUUGUUGUAAGUUGUACCACCAUGUACAGUUGUCCCAAAUGCAAGAAAUCCAUUUCGAAACAAGUCAGGACACUUAUUAGACAUCUUAGGCAAGUUCAUGCAAUUUCAGAUGGACAGGAUUAUACAAUUGUAUGUAGUCAGAACCACUGUCAAAGAACUUACCAUAACUUUAAUUCUUAUGCCAGACAUCUAAACAGGGAACACACUCAGGUUGCAAACCCAGUAAAUUUGGAACAAAUGGUCAAUUUUGGUAAUGGGUCGGAAGAUGUUUCUACGUCAUGCUCCAACGCAAUGGACACUCCACAAACAGAUUCGGAAACUUCAAUGGAUUGUCAUGUUUCAGACCAUCGUGAGACUGCAGCUUCAUUUGUUGCCAAAAUGUACUGUGCAUCAAAUUCCACCCUAACCGAUGUGCAAAAAAGCAUUGCUUGCACUAAAGAGCUACUGGACAAGACAUUGGACGAUUUAAAGGAUAAAACUGCAUCUGUAAUUGAUAGUUACUCUUUGUCAAAUGAUGACGCUGUCAAAUCUUUAAUGCAGGAUUUUGAAAAUGCACGAAACAUGUUUUCCGAGGUGGAUACUCCCUACAAAAUGUGCAAAUAUUUUUCUGAAAAACACUCUCUUGUGAAGCCCACAGAAAUUUUCUUAGGGUACAGAGGCGACACGGCAAGAAAGCAGGGGAAAUUGACUCAAGUACUGGCUGCAGACACUUGCCAGUAUAUCUCCAUUAUUGACACCAUAAAGUUUCUCUUUAAAAGUGAAAAGAUGCAGAGACUCUCUCAGCAAUCUAAAAAAGGUGUUGAUGGUAAAAUGCAUGAUUAUUGUGAUGGCACACAGUUUGCACAUCAUGCAUUAUACAAUAGAUAUCCUAAUGCCCUACAAAUCCAACUUUAUUUUGAUGACUUAGAAACGACUAAUCCUUUAGGUUCAAAAACCAAAGUUCACAAAAUGGGAGCAGUUUACUUUUGCUUGAGAAACUUGCCCGUGCAAUUCAACUCAUCCCUUGCAAACAUUCACCUUUGUCUACUCUUCAAUGCUAUAGACAGAGAGGUAUAUGGCUUUGGCAAAAUACUAGAGCCUUUGUUGGAUGACAUUCGAUUUCUUGAAACAGAAGGGAUAGAGGUUGAAAUUGCAGGUAAAAGUUCUAGGCUCCAUGGUACUAUCUGCCUCUUAACUGCAGAUAAUCUGGCUUGCCAUUCAAUUGGAGGGUUUUUAGAAAGCUUUUCGGCCAACAAAUUUUGCCAUUUCUGUCUUACCAACAAACAAGCUGCCCAGAAUGUGUUUGAUGAUGAUCACCAGGAGUUUCGUAACAAAGUAAACUAUAGAGAACAUGUAAUGAUGAACAAUCCAACCUUAACUGGAAUCAAAGAGGAUUCCUGUUUAAACUCGCUCAACUACUUUCAUGUGACCGAAAACAUUUGUGUAGACAUAAUGCAUGAUCUUUUGGAGGGUGUGGCUCUAGUUGAAGUGAAAUUGAUGUUAAAACAUUUCAUCUAUUUUGAAAAGCUUUUCACCUUAGAGCAAUUCAAUGACAGACUUUUAAGCUUUGAUUACGGUUUUGCAAAUGAGAAAAACAAACCUAGUGUCAUUCUUAAUUUAAGAACAUCAGAGAAUCCCAUAAAACAAACCGCCAGUCAGAUGUGGUGCCUCUUACUAUUUUUACCCUUUCUAAUAGGAGACUUUAUAAGUGAACAUAAUCAACAUUGGAAAUUGUUCCUUCUCCUUAGAGAAAUUUGUAGCAUUGCAUUUGCCCCUGUUGUUAGCACAGGACUUUCUGUCUUUUUAAAGCAGUUGGUUAUAGAUCACCACAAUUUGUUUAAAAGUCUUUAUCCUGACAGGCCACUCAUCCCAAAACAUCAUUUUAUGACUCACUAUUGGCGAAUGAUGAUAAAGUUUGGCCCACUUUUAAAGUUAUGGUGUAUGAGAUUUGAAAGUAAGCACGGUCCACUGAAAAGGCAUGCCCAUGUUGUGUGUAAUUUCAUAAAUAUUUCAAAAACGUUGGCUUAUAAGACUCAAGUUCAAAGUAUGUUCAAUUGGAAAUAUAAUGAUCCACUAACAAAGAUAAUUACCGUCCCAAACGCUUUCCCAGUCAUGGUUGGAUCUUUGGAAAAAAGUGAUUUGUUCAUUGAAAAUUUGAAAGAACUGGGAUAUGAUGUCAGUACUUGCAGCACAAUUCAUGUGGCUACCUCUGUCUGUGUGCAUGGUCAGAUGUUUAGAACAGGUUCUGUACUUGCUUUAAACUGUGACUACAGAGGCGAGCGCCUUUUUGGAGAGAUUGUACACCUGGUUCCCAAUUGUGAAAAAGAAAGGGUACUCGUUUUUCUUAGGAUUUUAUCUGUGAAAUACUUUGAUAAUCAUUUGUAUUCAUAUGUGGUGGAGCGGAAUGAAGAUUAUGAAAUGAUUAGUCUAAAUGAUAUAGCAGACAUCAGACCACUAGACUUGCUGUCGUCUUACAGUGGAAACCAACUCCACCUAAAUCCUAGAUACAAAUUGAUUGCUUAAAUACGCAUUACUUAAGUGCAAGACCUAUACAAAACCAACAACUCGUAACACCGCAAAAAUGUGAAUGCUGCUUUUCCUGUUUAGUGAUACUGCAGAUUUAUGACGGUGUGGCCUGAUCUUCCCUGCAGCGAUCCUUUUCAGAUUUCAGUUUCAGUAACUUCUUGUUCAGUGAGAUUUUUUUUUCUCAAUUCUUCAAAUGAGUUGUUUAAUUUUAUGUAUUUACUGCAUUUUGUCUAUAAAAAUGUUAGUUUGCAGUGGUCAUUUGGGAAAAACAAAUGUUUUAAUAUGAAAUUAAUGAAAUAAAAUUGUGACCUAAAUGUCUUAGUUGUUUAUUGUGAGUGUUUUAGAGCAUAUUUACCAUGAAAAAAUUGCAUUUUAAGAAUGCUUUUUAGAAAAAGUAUAAAUCUUAUUUUUAACACAUCUUUUGUGUUAAAUUAACACAUCUUUUGGGUUAUUUUAACACAUUGUUAUGUUGAAAUAUAGAACACACAACGUGUGUUAAAUGUUCUGACACACUGGCUGUGUUAAAAGCAACACAGAAUGUGUUGUCCUUAACUAGACACACAGAUGUGUUAAAAAUUAACACAUGAUGUGUUAUUUUUAACACAUCUGUUUUGAG